Alternaria burnsii is the source of this 1623-nucleotide messenger RNA. RefSeq names its product sodium-hydrogen antiporter. The record is from RefSeq and is a predicted model, not a curated record. Gene Ontology annotation, cellular component: membrane. Gene Ontology annotation, biological process: proton transmembrane transport. Gene Ontology annotation, molecular function: antiporter activity. The transcript is spliced from 3 exons. Bases 1 to 1623 code for a protein of 540 amino acids. NCBI's taxonomy places the organism in Eukaryota, Fungi, Ascomycota, Dothideomycetes, Pleosporales, Pleosporaceae.
AUGGCAGGCGACACUUCUCCUCCAACGACAGAAGGCUUUUUGCAGUAUCAUGAGCCGAACAUUAUUCAAAUUCUCGUCCUCGUGUCGUUCUUCUUUUGGCUUUCCUUUGGCGAGUGGCUUUCCAACCGUGUAUUCCGCGCCGGUCUCAUAGGGCAGAUCAUAGUCGGUCUGAUCUAUGGACUUCCCAUCGGUGGUGAGAUCAUACCAAUCGCGUGGCAGGAGGCCUUCAUUGCUCUCGGAUAUAUUGGUCUUGUUCUCAUUAUCUUUGAGGGCGCACUGGCCGUGCGGCUGGAUCUGCUCAAAGCGAACUUUGGGCUGUCUGCUAUCGCUGCGACAAUAGGGGUCGUUGCUCCAAUCGGACUUACAUAUGCUCUGUUGUAUGUCGGUUUCGGCUACGGCGCAAUCGAAACUUUUAUCGUGGGCGCUGCGCUCUCAGUCACUUCUCUUGGAACAACAUUCGUGGUGCUGGGAAAAAGUUCCAAGGAGAUCAGCUUUGCGGAUACCCGAGUUGGUACUGUUCUAGUCAGUGCAGCUGUAUUCGAUGAUGUAUCUGGAUUGGUCAUGGCCAGCGUAAUCGGUCAACUAGGAGCCCUAGGAGGUGAGGAUUCUCCCAAUCUAGGCUGGCUUAUCGGACGCCCUACACUAGUAUCCGGCCUUCUGGCCAUACUCACUCCAAUCCUCAACAAAUGGGUGAUAGCACCUCUAUACCGAAAAUUCGUCGAGCCGCAUCUUCCAAAGACACGCAAGCGUCAUGUCGUUAACGUGAUCGUCAUGAUCUUUGUUCUGUGUGCUUUUGUUAGCAUUACUGGCUUUGGCGGGACCUCAGUUCUCUACGGAUCCUUCAUGGCUGGAGCAUUCCUCACAUACCUCCCAUCCAAGCACCCAACUGGCCCUUUCCAUCCACCUUCCCGCGAAGAGGCAGAAGAGGCAGAAGCUCGCUCUAUCGCCGAGGCCACCGAAUACGACGAUGCAGGCGAACCCGCAAUUUGCCCUACAUUCAUGCACACAUUCGAGAAGUACUUCCUCGACGUGGUGAAGUACCUUUUACAACCUCUCUUCUUCGCCUCCAUCGGGUUUGCCAUCCCGUUUCUCGAUCUUUGGGCCGCGGAGGCAUUCUGGAAAGGCUUUGUCUACACCCUGCUUAUGUUGAUCUCCAAAGUCGUUGUCGGCCUUGUCAUACCUUUCGCUACUAUCCUGCGCAGACCACCUGGCAUGUCGAUCCGGGAAUGUUUCACAUCCACCUUCUGGCCAGCCAUGCUCCUUGGUUCUGCAAUGGUAGCGCGCGGCGAAAUCGGCCUACUUGUUGUGCAGAUCGGCCUCAAUAACACGCCCUACCUGUCGAAGGAAGCCUUCAUCACCGCCGUAUGGGCCAUUGUGCUCAACACGAUCUUUGGACCUGUCACCGUGGGCUUGAUCAUCAAGUACAAAGCAAGGGCGAUUGCGGAUGGUGUAUGGGGCCUAGAGAAGACGGAUCAAGGCGGGGAUGGAUGGGAUGACGGAAUCUCUAGGGCGAACACCAUCAUUCCUGAUACGAUGAGUGUAAAGGAGAGGAGUAAGAGCGUUGCGGUGUCGCAACAUAGUAGGAUGGUGUCUGAUCCAGUAACGAUAGCCAUCUCGCCUUGA